UAAUACACGUUGCAGGUGCGUUAAUUUACUUUUAGCUUUCUUCAGCUACGGUGUUUACCUAUAAUCAGUGCAAACAUGGACACGAUUAGUAGUCCUUUCAUCUAUAUUUGGUCUCAAGCACAGAUGACGAACCAGGCGUCACCGGUGGAGGAGCAGGAGAAGCUGCUGGAUGAGGCUCUUAAUGUUGUCAAAGUUCAGGCAUUCCAGAUGAAGCGAUGCCUGGACAAGUCCAAGCUGAUGGACGCCCUGAAGCAUGCAUCCACCAUGCUCGGGGAACUGCGGACUUCCCUGUUGUCACCGAAGAGCUACUAUGAGCUCUACAUGGCAAUAACAGACGAGCUGCGUCACCUAGAGCUGUACCUCCUAGAAGAGUUCCAGAAGGGGCGGAAAGUGGCGGAUCUAUACGAGCUGGUGCAGUAUGCUGGCAACAUCGUGCCGCGAUUGUACCUUCUAAUUACUGUUGGGCUGGUGUACAUCAAGACUAACUCUAACUUGAGGAGGGACCUUUUGAAGGACCUAGUAGAAAUGUGUCGCGGCGUCCAGCACCCCCUCCGCGGCCUGUUCCUGCGCAACUACUUACUGCAGUGCACUCGCAACGUGCUGCCGGACACGGCCGAGCCGGCUCAUGACAGCGAAGGCACCGUGAAGGAUGCCAUAGACUUCGUCCUGAUGAACUUUGCGGAGAUGAACAAGCUGUGGGUCAGAAUGCAGCACCAGGGACACUCUAGAGACAAAGAGCGUCGCGAACGCGAACGCUCCGAACUCCGCAUCCUCGUGGGCACAAACCUGGUGCGUCUCUCGCAGCUGGAGACGGCCGCGGUGGAGGACUACACGCGGCUCGUGCUGCCCAGCAUCCUGGAGCAGGUGGUCAGCUGCCGGGACGCCAUCGCGCAGGAGUACCUCAUGGAGUGCAUUAUACAGGUGUUCCCGGACGAGUUCCACCUGGCGUCCUUGAGCGCGUUCCUGAAGUCUUGCGCCGAGCUGCAGCCCGCCGUCAACAUCAAGAACAUCGUCAUCGCGCUCAUCGAGAGACUGGCCUCCUUCAGCCAGAGGAACGAGGGCAACGUGAACCUCAGCGUGGUGAUGGAGGACGGGCAGGAGCAGUCCGUGCAGCUGUUCGAGGUGUUCUCCGACCAGGUCGCCGCCAUCACCCAGAGUCGCACAGACAUGCCUGCAGAAGACAUGCUGAGUCUCCAACUAGCAUUACUGAAGUUAGCCCAGCGAUGUCAUCCAGAGAAGUUAUCCUAUGUGGAUAGAGUGUUGGCACAUACACACUUUAUAUGCAACGAUAUACAUACUAACUCCGGGAAAACCCACCUCCAACACAACACGCCAGCCUUCAAGGAACUCAUGAAGAUACUACUCCUGCCAGCGAACCACUACGAAGACAUACUAACCCUGAUCAAGCUGAAGCGAUACUCGCCUCUCAUAGCUCACCUGGACUGCUCUGGGCGUAGUUCGCUAGCUGCGGCCAUAGCUCAGCGAGUGCUGGACACUGGGACUUAUAUCGACACGCCGCAGGAUGUAGAAGCAGUGCUAGGCAUGCUGGAUGUCCUCGUCAAGGACCAGCCCGACCAGCCGGCCGAAGUAGACCCUGACGACUUCAUGGAGGAACAAGGAUUGUUGGCCAGACUAAUCCACCACUUCAAGUCCGACUCUCCAGACCAGCAAUACCUCAUCCUCACAACAGCCCGCUCAGCGCUGCAGGGCGGCGGCGCGCGGCGCGUGCAGCACUCGCUGCCCCCCGUGCUGUUCCACGCGUACAGACUGGCCUUCACCUACCACCAGAUCAAGGACCAGGAUGAGAUGUGGGAGAAGAAGUGUCAGAAGAUAUUCCAGUUCUGCCACCAGACCAUCAGCAUGCUGGUGAAGGCCGAGCUCGCCGAGUUGCCGCUGAGACUGUACCUCCAAGGCGCACUAGCAAUAAGCGAGAUCGGCUUCGCCAACCACGAGACUAUCGCCUACGAGUUCUUAUCUCAGGCAUUCUCACUGUAUGAAGACGAGAUCUCGGACUCGAAGGCGCAGCUCGCGGCCAUCACACUGAUUAUUGCCACCUUCGAGCAGAUCAACUGUUUCGGCGCAGAAAAUGCCGAGCCGAUGCGGACGCAGUGCGCUCUGGCCGCCAGCAAGCUGCUGAAGAAGCCGGACCAGAGCCGCGCCGUGGCGCUGUGUGCGCAUCUGUUCUGGAAGGGCUCCAAGGACUCCGUUGAGUGGCCACUGAACGACGCGAAUCGAGCGCUCGACUGCUUGAAGAAGGGAGCUAGGGUGGCGCAGCAAUGCAUGGACGGAGCUGUGCAGGCGCAGCUACUAGCCGAGCUGCUGGGUCGCUACGCGUUACUCCGCGAGAGAGGCAACCAGGCCGUCAACGUGCCCAUCAUCAACGCCGUAAUCCUCAAGAUACGCGAAGAGCUGGCCAACCUCGAGCAGUCAGAGGAAGUGGAACAAAUUACCAAACAUUUCCACAACACGCUGCAACACCUUAAAAACCGAAUCGAGUGUCCUGACGCGGACUCGCUGGGCUAUGAGGGACUCGUGUUGAGCUAGAUCUGAUGAGCUAAUAUGUUAGGGUGCUUGCUUAGAGAAUCGGGUUCCCUGUAUCUACCUGAGCCGCGAGCACAGGAUUCGAUAGUAUUUUCGAAUCUA
Molecule: messenger RNA, 2643 nt
Organism: Plutella xylostella (diamondback moth)
Lineage: Eukaryota; Metazoa; Arthropoda; Insecta; Lepidoptera; Plutellidae
Source: RefSeq, a predicted model, not a curated record